AUGCCCCCAGUUGGCUACGAUGCGGCUGAUGACCCGGACAACCCCAAGCACUCGCGCCACCUAGAGCGGAUUCAGCAUGCGAAGGAUCGCGUUGCACGGGAUGCCGUAAAGGUUGUCGAGGAAACUGACCAUACGGUGGGUCGAAAGCUUAAGGAAGUCGGGCCGCUCAACCCAAAACGACGUGGCAAGGCCCCGCUCAAGCGAGCCAGGGAGGACAUCACGUUCACGAACGGUGACAUGUCCUUCGAGAUGGUCUUCACCCUGACAACCUACGAUGUAUUUCUCAAAGAUAACCACAUCCUCGUAGCAUACUGCUACACCAAGGACGGAUUGUCGAGACGUUCCGAACUCAACCUCGACGAACACAUCGGCAAUGUCGACGGGUCGUUCCACAUCCUGAAGCCCUCUGACAGCCACUUCUUCUCGCACACCUCGAGGGACAUCACCUACAAAGACGGCGUGAUGCGCGCGUCCCUGCGCAAACUAUCUCAAGAUUACAACAUCACUUCUGUCUGCCUCGACCUGUACAUCGUGAACGACAACGGGUGUCUCAAAUUUCGCAAACCGCAUAGCGGAGACAUCCUCUCGUCGUGCCGCACGUUCUCCCUGACGUACUCCGUCCUGUCCGCGCUCUGCCUCGGGCCGGACGGCGCGUGGCACGCGUCGUCCCUCGACCUCGACGAGCACUACAGCGUGUACGAGGGGGCCGUGGUCCCCAUCGGGACGCACUUCUACCGCGGGGUCCGCAACGCGUCGUUCCAGUUCAGGCACGGCGAGGUGGAUCUCACCAACUGUGUCUUCAACCGCGAUGGCAAGCUUGCGUUCGAGCUCGACCUGAGUGGCUCAAAGCCAUUCAAGCUUAUGUAG
This is a messenger RNA of Fomitopsis serialis, 867 nucleotides long. Its product is annotated as Cyanovirin-N. NCBI's taxonomy places the organism in Eukaryota, Fungi, Basidiomycota, Agaricomycetes, Polyporales, Fomitopsidaceae. The transcript has 5 exons. The record is from RefSeq and is a predicted model, not a curated record. Bases 1 to 867 code for a protein of 288 amino acids.